Molecule: messenger RNA, 213 nt
Organism: Topomyia yanbarensis
Lineage: Eukaryota; Metazoa; Arthropoda; Insecta; Diptera; Culicidae
Exons: 2
Source: RefSeq, a predicted model, not a curated record
AUGAGAAACUUACAAAUUGUCGAUAUAUUAAGAUCGGUUUUGUUAUCCACCAAGUUUCAUCCUCCAAAUUGGAAGAUUGGAAGGUUGGAAGAUUGGAAGGUUGGAAGAUUGGAAGGUUGGAAGAUUGGAAGGUUGGAAGAUUGGAAGGUUGGAAGGUUGGAAGACUGGAAAACUGGAAGACUGGAAGACUGGAAGACUGGAAGACUGGAAGAC